This is a messenger RNA of Cyanistes caeruleus (blue tit), 1460 nucleotides long. Lineage: Eukaryota; Metazoa; Chordata; Aves; Passeriformes; Paridae. The record is from RefSeq and is a predicted model, not a curated record.
GGAAAGGGACAGGGUGUCAGAGGGCCCUUUGUGACACGUGGUGACAGAGGAGCUGGCCACAGCGACAGGUCCACGCCACAGUGCUCGGUGCACGCGACGGGACAGGACGUGCCAGAGCGGUGCUGUGAGGAGCCCCCACACAGCGCACUCGUUUGUGUCUCACCCGGAGCUUCUCUGAGCCGUCAUUCUUGCAGGUGACCUCGAGGCCAGACCACAGGACUUGGUGACCUGUGGCCUUGCCGAGGCUUCUCAUCUGCAGGUGCCCUUGAGGGCAGACUGUGGGACCUGGUGACCCGGUGCUUUUCCGAGGCAUCGCCCAUCCCUGCAGUCACUGCCCUUGAGACCAGGGCACAAUCCUUGACGAGGAGCCUCCUGUCCUUGUGGCAGGAGCCCUCAAGACCCGAGUGCAGGACUUGCUGUUCUGCAGUCUUGCUGGGACUUGAGUCUUGCAGGUGCCUUCCAGGCACGACUGCAGGACUUGCUGCCUCAGAGCUUUUCCGAGGCAUCUCUCUUGCAAGUACCAUAAAUUCAGUCCCUACCAUGGAGCAGCGACCCCCAAGAGUUCCCAAGCUGGCCUGGGUGGAGGAGGAGGAGGAGGAAGAAGGCCCUGGAGCUGACCCAGAAGUAGAGACUGAAGAGGUGCAGGAAUUCCAGCCACUGGAGGAAGGAUGGGAGAGUGUUGGAGAAGAUCUGGAGCAGCGACCCCCGAGGGUGCCCAAGCUGGCCUGGGUGGAGGAGGAGGAGAAGGAGGAAGAAGAAGGCCCUGGAGCUGACCCAGAAGUAGAGAUAGAAGAGGUGCAGGAGUUCCAGCCACUGGAAGAAGGAUGGGAGAGUGUUGGAGAAGAUCUGGAGCAGCGACCCCCGAGAGUGCCCAAGCUGGCCUGGGUGGAGGAGGAGGAAGAGGGAGAAGACUCUGGAGCUGCCCCAGCACCAGAGACUGAAGAGGUGCAGCAAUUCCAACCACUGGAGGAGGAUGCAGCCAUGGACCGGACACAAGAGCAGGGCCUUGCCUGUGGCCUCUUCCGCAGAACACCUGCACAGGAAGAGACCAGCGUCAUGGGCACUGGGUCCAUGGAAGAUGGUGACAUCUACACCAGCGACACCAGUGCUGCCAUGCUGGAAUUCAUUUUGGAGGAGGGUGUUUCCAUUCCAGAGCAAGUGCCUGCCGUGGUGAGGUACAUCCACCAGUGGCUCAUGGCCAAUGAGUCUGCUGACUCCAGGCUGGGCAGGACCCUGCUGGAUCUGACCGAGGCACAGCCCACUGAUGUGGUCAUUGCUCUCCUGCGUGUGGCCCCAACGUGUGACAGGUACGGGGCCCACGUGCCCAGAGGGCUCAGGGCUCCCCAGCCCAUCAGCCUGCACAGCCCUGCCCAGGUGUCUGAGCAACAGAGAGUUGCAGGGUCCUGUGUACCUACCUGGGACCUUUCCCAGCCCUGCUCCAUUGGCCCCUGAGCCUGCUG